CCGUGGCCGCCUCGGGCGGGGGACCAGAGAGGGAGGCGAGUGGGGCUGCGCCCGGCCGGGCCGGACUCGGGGCGCAGGGGCGCCAUGAGGGGGGCCCAGGCCGCUCCUUUCCGCCUGCGGCCUCUGUCAAACCCAUGGCUGCUGUCUCUAUUGUUUCUGCUGUUGAACCGGAUUCGUCCCCAGGGCAGCCCUGGCCCGAUGCAGUGCUACCGAAUUGGACUCUUGGGUGAUUUGAACUGCUCGUGGGAGCCUCUUGGGGACUCAAGAACCCCCUCCACGCUCCACUUUCAGAGCCAGAAGUACAUCUCUCCCUAUAGCCAUCUCAACAGAACCCAGGUGGUGGCAGUGCCCACUGGGCAGAGCUGGGUGACCAUUCCACGGGAACAGUUCACCGAGUUUGACACACUCCUUGUCUGGGGGGCCGAGGCAGAUGGGCCUCUUUGGCCCCCAAUCUCCGUGGACCUAGAAACCCGAGUGAAGCUGGAUGCCCCGCGACUGUGCCCUGACAUAAACUUUUCAGAGGAUGACCCCCUGGAGACCACGGUCCACUGGGCCCCACCCACGUUGCGGCCCCAUCAGAAGGACAUGGUCUGCCAGUUCUACUACCGAAGAUGCCAGGAAGAGGCCUGGACCCUGCUGGAGCCAGAACUGAAGUCCAUACCCCUGACCCCUGUAGAGAUCCAGGACCUGGAGCUAGCCACUGGCUAUGAGAUGUCUGGCCGCUGUCGAAUGCAAGUAGAAGAGGAUCUGUGGGGCGAGUGGAGCCCCAUUCUGUCCUUCCAGACACCGCCCUCUGCUCCAAAAGACAUGUGGGUGUCCGGGAACCUCUGUGGGACAACAGCUGAACAAGAAGCCCUGCUUCUGUGGAAGGCCCCUGGGCCCUGUGUGCAAAUGAGCUACAGAGUCCAGUUCCGGGUUGAAGGUAGGGAGCUGCUCCAGGAAGGGAUCCCCUGCUGCAACUCCUCCAUCCCCGCCCAGGCGGAAUGGGCUGGGGUGUCCGCUGUCAACGCCAGGAACCAGGAGAUCUUCACCAACCUCUCUUUGGCCUGUUCAGGCUCUGCCCCCCAUGAUGUGGCGGUCAGCAGCACCUCUGACAGCAAGGAGCUGCUGGUGACCUGGCAGCAGGGAGCCGGGGAGCUGUGGGAGCACGUGGUGGACUGGGCUCGAGACGGGGAUCCCCCGGAGAACCUCAGCUGGGUCUGGCUUCCCCCUGGGAAUCUCAGUGUCCUGUUGCCAGGGAAUUUCGAGAAAGGAGUCCCCUAUCAGAUCAGAGUGACCACAGUCUCUCCUUGGGGCUUGUCUCCUGCCCCCUCAGUCUGGGGGUUCGUAGAGGAACUAGCACCUCUAAUGGGGCCAGAGCUUUGGCGACUCCAGGAUGCACCCUCAGGGAUCCCCACCAUAGCAUGGGGAGAGGUCCCACGGCACCAACUCCGGGGCCACCUCACCCACUACACCUUGUGUGUGAAGAGUGAAACCAGGUCCCUCGUCUGCUUGAAUGUGAGUGGUGGCACCCAGAAUGUCACCCUGCCAAACCUUCACUGGGGUACUUGCGAGCUGUGGAUGACUGCAUCCACCAUAGCAGGACAGGGCCCACCUGGACCCAGCAUCCAGCUGCACCUACCAGAUAACACACUGAAGUGGAAAGUUCUGCCAGGUGUCCUACUCCUAUGCGGUGUGCCCCUGAUGGGCCUGGUCCUGGCCACCUCUGGAAGGUGCGUCCAUCUUUGGCACAAGGUGCUGCCCCACUGGGUCUGGGAGAAGGUUCCAGAUCCAGCCAAGAGCAAUUCUGUCCAGCCCCACAUCGAGGAGGGGCUCCAGGCCCAGCCCCUUGUGGACGUGCCCAUCCUGGAGGUGCAGGAAAUAGAGCCACUGCCAGGUAUGGAGCCCUCCCAGCCCCCUGCCGCACUUGACUCUGGGUAUGAGAAACACUUCCUGCCCACACCUGAAGAGCUGGGCCUGCUGGCGACCCCCAGACCUCAGGUUCUGGCUUGAAUCUUACCUCAGGCUGGGGGCUACAGGCCACAUCACAGGGCUGCUCACCCCAGCCCUAGAUCAGCCCUGUUGACAGAUGAAGACACUGAGGCUCAAAGUCAUUUGCCUGAGGGCACCCAGCCAGGAAAAGCUGGGAUUGAAGGACCCCCACGGUGAAGGGCCGGCCCUAAUAGGGACUACAGUGGGUGAACAAAGGAGUAAAGGAAAAUGUAUGAAAUCCAGAGCAUCAGUUGCCUCUCAAAGUCUGUACUUCUGCUGUAACAGAACUGGAGUUAGGUACAAUUGCCAGCCUCCCUUGCAGCUAGGUGCAGCAAUGGACUGAGUUCUCACCAAUAGAACAGACGUGUGCCACUUCACCUCCCAUCCCGUCUGGUGGGUCUUAAAACACUGGGUGGGGACUCCUCCACGUUCUCCUCCCUUUCCCAUGAGCCGGAGAAUCAACGUGCCCUUGAUCCAGCUUUGACCAUGCCAAGGAGAGGGUGGGGCAAGAAGUGGAAAGGAACCUAAGUCUCUGACUGACCACAUGGAUCAGAGCCAGUGGAGAAAUAAACUUUCAUAUUUUUAUAGCUACUGUAGCUUGAGGUCU
This is a messenger RNA of Trichechus manatus latirostris (Florida manatee), 2578 nucleotides long. RefSeq names its product interleukin 27 receptor subunit alpha (gene IL27RA). The record is from RefSeq and is a predicted model, not a curated record. Lineage: Eukaryota; Metazoa; Chordata; Mammalia; Sirenia; Trichechidae. Bases 85 to 1992 code for a protein of 635 amino acids. The transcript is spliced from 14 exons. Gene Ontology annotation, molecular function: interleukin-27 receptor activity; protein binding.